CAUCGCCCAUCCCGCACAAUGUCGCUGCCAACGAAGCGCAAGCACGUCGUAUUCGACGGCGCUGAGGCCGAGGCCGAGGCUGGCCCAUCGACAAUCCACCCCGACCGCGCGUACAUCCACCCCGACCGCGCGGGCUUCCACCCCGACCGUGCAGCUGCGAUCGAUGCCGCCCAGCCCGCAGCCAAGAAGCCCAAGGUCAAAUCCGGCAAGAAGAAGCAGUACCUUGCUAAGAAGGCGCGAAGGCAGCGCAAGCUCAAGGCGGCGAAGAAGGCUGCCGCGCCGAAGAACCAGGAGUGGAACGGGGAGGAGAGCGAGAGCGACGAUGAGAGCGAGGACGAGGAUGAUGACGAGGAGGAGAGCGAGAAGGAGGAGGCGAACGGCAAGCCUGAGCCUUCAGUAUCAGCACCAGUCGACGGUGCGGCUGACGGCGCUGCUGCUGAGGAGGACGAGCGCGCCAAGCGGAAAGCUGAGAAGCGAGCCAUUGGUGACGGGCGGAAAGAGGAGCGCAAAGCGAAGCGCGCCGCCGAGAGGAAGACCAAGGCGGCAGGACAGCCCAAUGGAGAGGCAUCGACUUUGGCCCCAGCCCCAGCAGCGACAUUAUCAACCGCACAGGCAGCAUCAGACGACGAGGACGAUGACGAGGCCGGCGCCGCGGCAGACGACGACGACGAAGUCGAGGACUACGAGCACCCCGAGCUCGAGGACGGCGCGAUCCCCGACCUGCCGACACGGCUCACCCGCUCGCCAUCACCUCCCCCGCUGGAGCCAUUCCCCCUCCCGCGUAUGGCGCCGGCGCCCGACGCGGCCGUGUUGAGCAGGCAGGGCAUGCCGACUGGUCUCGAAGACGCAGUGUUCAUUGACCAGGGGCUGCGCGCCGGCGUCGCGGACCUCGCGGCGUCUUUGGGGUCUGGCACGGCGGGCCUGAGCGAGCGGACGCAGAAGCGCCUUGCCGAGCUGGGCGUGGACGAGUUCUUCGCUGUCCAGGCUGCGAUCCUCCCCCACCUGCUCAGCCUGCCGCUUGUGCCCCUGCCUCACGCCCAGCUGAGCGACUACCUCGUCUCUGCGCCGACUGGUAGCGGCAAGACGCUGGCUUAUGCCGUUCCGAUUGUCGAGGUGCUGCGCCAGCGUGUGGUCCCACGCCUGCGCGCGCUCAUUGUGCUGCCUACGCGGGACCUCGUGAUGCAGGUGCGCGAGACACUGGAGGCACUGGCGAAGGGUACUGGGUUGUUGAUUGGAAGCGUCACCGGCCAGCACUCAUUCGCACACGAGCAGGCCCAGCUCGUUGGCGAGCUCGACGAGCAGCUCCUCGGCGGGUCUUCGAAGCUCGACAUCCUCAUCGCCACGCCUGGAAGGCUGAUGGACCACCUGGCGAGCACGCCAAACUUUACACUCCAGCACUUGCGCUUCCUGGUCAUCGACGAGGCAGACCGCCUGCUCACGCAGAGCUUCCAGAACUGGCUUGCCCAGGUCCUCGCCCAUGCUCGGCCGCCAACCGCCAAGGAGGCCAGCAAGACGAGCACACACGAUGCUGUUGCUUCGAGCUGGGCUGAGCCACUGGGACUGGCGAGCGGCGAUUGGGAGGGCUCAGACGCCGUUCAGAGCACUUGCCAGAAGCUGUUGUUCUCGGCUACGCUCACCCGCGACCCUGCCAAGGUCGCUGCCCUGGACCUCGCAUCACCACAGUAUUACAUUGUGCAGUCGACCUCCAACCCUCUCAGUGCCACGGCUGUUGGCUCGUCGUUCGCGCUGCCUUCAGAGCUUACAGAACGCAUGCUCAUCCUCCCACCUGCGCUCAAGCCUCUCAACCUUAUCCACCUGCUCCACGCUCCCCAGUUCAACGCGACACCAGCGCUCGUCUUCACCAAGUCGGUCGAGGCUGCCACCCGCCUCGUCAAGCUCCUCGAGUUCUUCGAGGACGCGUUCAUCGGCGGAAACAAGCGCGUCACAGUGCGAGGGUACACACGAGACAUGGCUCCAGCGGAGCGCAAGCGCCUUCUCAAGGACUUCUCCGACGGCAAGGUCGAUGUUAUCGUCUGUUCGGACCUGGUGGCACGCGGUAUGGACCUGCCUCAGGUCGCUCACGCCAUCUCGUACGACACCCCGCUCGACAUGACCAAGUACGUCCACCGUGCAGGCCGUACUGCGCGUGCAGGGCGCGAGGGCACUGCCUGGACGCUUGUGGAGAAGCAGGAAGCUCUCCACUUCAAGGGCAUGCUCAAGGGCGCAGGGCACGAAGCGGCUGUCAAGAAGGUCAAGGUCAAGGAGGACGAGCUCGAGGGCUACAAGGAGAGUUACGACAUCGCUAUGAAGCGAUUGCGCGAGGUGUACGGACGGGAGUAGGGUGCUGGCUAGGAG
Molecule: messenger RNA, 2355 nt
Organism: Vanrija pseudolonga
Lineage: Eukaryota; Fungi; Basidiomycota; Tremellomycetes; Trichosporonales; Trichosporonaceae
Gene: dbp6
Product: ATP-dependent RNA helicase dbp6
Exons: 5
Coding region: 19-2340 (773 amino acids)
Cellular component (GO): nucleus
Molecular function (GO): nucleic acid binding; ATP binding
Source: RefSeq, a predicted model, not a curated record